AUGAAGGCAGUCGACUUUGUGCGCUCGCAGUUCAAGAAGCUGCCCUACCCGUCUGAGGACUGCGGAGGCCGCACCAUCAUCGUGACGGGCUCCAACGUCGGCCUCGGCCUCGAAGCGGCGCGCCACUUCGUGCGGCUUAACGCGGGCAAAGUCAUCCUGGCGGUCCGCAGCACCGACAAAGGCGAGGCGGCCAAGACGGACAUUGAGCUGACGACGGGCCGGCGGGACGUGCUCGAGGUGUGGCCGCUUGACCAGGCGUCGUUCGAUAGCGUUAAGGAGUUCGCGGCGCGGGCGGAUAAGCUGCCGCGACUCGACUACGUGGUGCUCAACGCCAGCAUCGCAACCUCCAAACGGACGGAGGCGGAGGGGUGGGAGUCGCAGGUGACGGUGAACGUGCUGAGCACGUUCCUGCUGGGGCUGAAGCUGCUGCCGGUGUUGCGGCGGACGGGCACGACGUUCAACGUAACGCCCAAGAUUGUGAUUACGGCUUCGGACGCGAGCCAGAUGGUGAGUCCCUCAUCCUCGUACAUCUCGGGCUUGUCGGUCCUGGCGUCGAGCUGGAUCCUGAUCUUUGGGCGGGGACAGGCCAAGUUCCACGAGCGCAACGACGAGGACAUUUACAAGGCGCUCAACGUCAAUAAGAGCCUCACGGACCGGUACAACACGACGAAGCUGAUGCAGAUCAUCAUCGCGCGGCAGAUGGCCAUCGCGGCGGACGCGUCGGGCAAGGGCAAGGUGCAGGUGACGACGCUGAACCCGGGUCUCUGCGCGACGGCGCUGUUCCGCAACGUGCCGUUCCCGCUGACGGUGGUGGUCAAGGUCGGGCUGAAGCUGUUUGCGCGGUCGGCGGAGGUCGGGUCGCGGACCAUCAUGGCGGGCGCAUUCGCCGGGGAGGAGGCUCACGGGAGGUACAUGAGCGACUGUAUCGUUGUCAAGUUCCCGAAGCUGAUGCAGGGGGAGGAGGGCGAGGCCAUGCAGACCCGGCUCUGGGAGCAGACGGUGGAGUUGCUGGACGGGGUUGAUCCCGGGCUCUCGAAGAACUUGUAG
This is a messenger RNA of Colletotrichum chrysophilum, 1047 nucleotides long. RefSeq lists its product as uncharacterized. Bases 1 to 1047 code for a protein of 348 amino acids. NCBI's taxonomy places the organism in Eukaryota, Fungi, Ascomycota, Sordariomycetes, Glomerellales, Glomerellaceae. The record is from RefSeq and is a predicted model, not a curated record. The transcript has a single exon.